Naegleria fowleri is the source of this 942-nucleotide messenger RNA. RefSeq lists its product as uncharacterized. The transcript has a single exon. Bases 1 to 942 code for a protein of 313 amino acids. Lineage: Eukaryota; Heterolobosea; Eutetramitea; Acrasida; Naegleriidae. Gene Ontology annotation, cellular component: cytoplasm. Gene Ontology annotation, biological process: carbohydrate catabolic process; deoxyribonucleotide catabolic process. Gene Ontology annotation, molecular function: deoxyribose-phosphate aldolase activity. The record is from RefSeq and is a predicted model, not a curated record.
AUGUCUUGUUGCAGCAAUGCUCAAUCAUCAUCAUUGAGUGGUUUAUUAUUUUUCGGAGGCUUGACUCUUGCCACUGUAUGGAUGGGCAGAAAGAGAGAUGUAAACAAACAACAACAGGAAUCAGAUAAUACUACCAUUGAAUCCUUUAUUCCUUUUGUUAGAGAAAGAGUUGAAAUUGUUGCUGGAAAAUUAGGUAUUCCAAGCAAGGAUAUCUACCAAAUGCUUCCUCACCUGAGCAAAGAAACUACGGAAACAAAAUUUGAAAAGUCUAAUCUCCCUCUUUCUCAAUUCAUUGAUCAUACCAUUUUGAAAGCAAACGCAAAAAUGAGUGAAGUUGAACAAUUGUGCAAAGAGGCUCUCACGAAUAAUUUUGCUGCCGUUUGUGUCAAUGCUUCUAAUGUUGCAUUGUGUAAGAAAUUGUUGGAAGGCUCAAAUGUAAAGAUUGCUUCUGUAGUUGGAUUUCCUUUAGGUGCAACCACUGUUGAGAGUAAGAUUUUUGAAACUCGUCAAGUCAUAGACCUUGGAGCUCACGAAAUUGACAUGGUCAUUAAUGUUGGAAGAUUAUUGGAUGGUGAUUAUCAAUACAUAUAUGAUGAACUCAAACGUAUGGCCGAUGCUUGCAUUGAGAAGGGAGCUGUUUUGAAAGUCAUUUUGGAAUGUUGUUUGUUGAAUAAGGAUCUUAUUGCUGAUGCUUCCAUUAUGUGCAUGUUAGCGAAAUGCCAUUACGUGAAAACAAGUACUGGUUUCAGCACUUCUGGUGCAAAGUUAGAAGAUUGCAAGUUGAUGAAGGCAGUGGUUGGUAAUGUCGGUCUUGUCAAAGCUGCUGGUGGUAUUCGAGAUAAGGAAACUGCUUUGAAGUUUAUUGAAGAGGCCAAGAUUUCAAGAAUUGGUACUUCAAGUGGAGCUGCCAUCAUUGGUGGUAUGAAAGCAACAGGAUAUUAA